Messenger RNA from Dinoponera quadriceps, 4226 nucleotides. Its product is annotated as zinc finger protein 598. The record is from RefSeq and is a predicted model, not a curated record. Lineage: Eukaryota; Metazoa; Arthropoda; Insecta; Hymenoptera; Formicidae. Gene Ontology annotation, biological process: rescue of stalled cytosolic ribosome; protein ubiquitination. The transcript is spliced from 3 exons. Bases 562 to 3096 code for a protein of 844 amino acids. Gene Ontology annotation, molecular function: ribosome binding; ubiquitin protein ligase activity.
GGUGCAAAUAGAGUUCCUCUAGCCUUUUCCUCGACGAGAUCGGUCAUUCUCCUUCUCUCUCCCUCCCUCUUUCUCCCUCGCUCUCGUAUUCGCGCACGAGGUUCCGUUCCGCGCGGCCGAAACGCCCGAUCGACCAGCCGAUCAUUCGCUUGCUCGCUCGUAUACACGCGGCGGGAUCUCCCGUGUGACACCUGAGAAGCAGAUAACCUCGCCCGUUGUGAGAAAUUCUGCCAUCUGCUGAAACCGCUGCCAAUUCCACGCUCGCCGUACGGCCGUUAUCUAUUUUCGGAAGAUCGUGACCGGAGGGCCGCGAAGGAGAGAAAGAAGCGAGCGAAUCGACGAGGGAGAAUACGGAUCCUCUCGGAAACUAGUCUAUUGACGAAGCUGCCUGAAACUUGUCAUUGGAGGCAUGUUUGAGUGAAGCUACUGUUUAGUACAGACAGUCCUCGUCUUCGACGCCAUCUGGAGAGGCAACGGUCUGAAACGGAUGAUACACGUUUCAUUGUGAGAGCAGAGACAAUCAACUUGGGGGUUGAAAUUAAUAUAAUUAGCAUCACCAAGAUGUCUGGAACUAACGACAGUUUUAACAGUAACACCUGUGUGGUGUGCUAUAAGAAUGUUGAGAUCUACAGCAUCGGUAUGUGCGAGCAUCCUGUUUGUUACGAAUGCAGCACCAGGAUGAGGGUGCUCUGCCGGCAGAACGAGUGUCCCAUCUGUCGCCAGGAUCUGCCAAAAGUUGUGUUCACGCGAGAGAUAAAGCCCUUCCGUUAUUUAUGUAAAGGGAAUCUGAUAGAUGACCAAUACGCUAUCUAUUUUGGUAGUCCGGAUAUCCAAGAGAAAUUCAACGAUUUAUUAGCCAACACGUGCUCGAUGUGCAAGGAGAAGCAGGUGUUUGGUAGUUUCAAUAGCUUGAAGGAUCACAUGCGACAUCAACACGAGCUGCAUUACUGUGACUUAUGUGUAGAAAAUUUAAAGAUAUUUUCCCACGAGAGACGUUGUUACACGAGAGCGAGCCUGGCGCAGCAUCGGCGGAAGGGCGACCUCGACGACAAGAGUCACAAGGGCCACCCGCUCUGCGAGUUCUGCGACCAGCGUUAUAUGGACAACGACGAGCUCUACCGACACCUGCGACGCGACCACUUGUACUGUCACUUCUGCGACGCGGACGGUUUGCACCAAUACUACAGCUCAUACGACUACCUCAGAGAGCACUUCCGCCAAGAGCACUACCUGUGCGAGGAAGGGGUGUGCGCGGAGGAGAAGUUCACGAGUGUUUUCCGGACGGACAUAGACCUGAAGGCGCACAAGGCCAGCGUCCACGGCAAGCAGCUGAGCAAGGCCGCCGCGAAGCAGGCGAGAACGCUGGAGCUGGAGUUCACGUUGGCGCCGCGCGGCGAUAACCGCAUCAACAGACGCGGCAUGUUGAGCGCGUCGACGUCGAGGAACACGAGGGAGCACUGCAACAACAGCAGGGAUUAUCAGCAGCAGCAGCCCAGCUCGUCGUUCGAUCCGCCGUUCUUCGUGAGACAGCCGUCCGUCGAUGUGCAAAGCACCGACGAGUUCCCCACGCUGGGCAACGCCGCGCCCGUGGUGGUGCCCACGCUGACGCAGAGCAAGGGCCGCGGGAACGUCACCAUCCGCAGCACCGUGAGGAAUCAGCCGCUCGCGGUGACGGACGAAAACUUCCCGGCGCUGGGCCCGGACUCUGCCGGUAUCUCGAAGACGGUCAAUUUCAGCGUCACCAGCAACGCCGCCGGGAUGGCGCAGUGUCAGAAGGCCUCGUCGAACGUCUCCAUCCAAGUGAACCAUGAGGCUAACGGCACCGUCACCACCAGAGUGUCCGGCCCGAACAUCAGGAUACGUCCCGCUCAACUGUCCAUAGACUCCGAGUUCCCGGCAUUGGGCAACUCCGAGCCGUCUACCAGUACUGCCAACUCGACCCAGUGGAAGGAGGUCCUGCAGUGGACCUGUUCGAAAUCCGCGCCGACAAGCGCCUCCAAGAAGGUCCCACCCCUGUCGUCGUCGCCGAUCCGCGAAGACUUCCCGAGCCUCUCGAAGUCGUCCAAGUCGAAGAAGCAAUCGGUGAUCACGGUGGUGCCGACGUGGGGACAGAACGCUUCCACCAACAAUAACGCGAAAACAACGACGGACCUGACGAAGGGCAGGACGAAGAAGAAGAAGGUGAAGCAACAGACUUCGAACGGCAACAGCUCGAGCGGCAACGAGUCCAACAGUUCCAACGCGAACGCCUCCAAGAGGGACGCCGAGCAGACGCGAGAGUCCAAGGAAAGCUCGAACGCGUGCAAGACGACGGAGCACGCGAGCAGAAAGGACAAGAAGAAGAACAAGAACAACGUGGCGGAACCCGGCGGUGGCGACACGAACGGAGUGCAGAGGAAGCGCAGUGAGCUCAAGAUCGACAGUCUGAACACGACCAACAACAACAUCCACAAGGUGGAGGAUUUCCCCGCCCUCGGCAGCAGCAGCAGCAGGCUGUCGAACCCACCUCCCGGCUUCGGCUCGCCGGUGCCGCCGCCGCCGCCUGGCUUCUCCGUCAAGUACAACAGCCUGGACCGGUUGCACGGCAGCAACGGCCUGACCUUCACCAGCAGCUCCGGGGAGAGCUACUCUAUCCUGCCGCCGGCGGACGACGCCGGUCACGCGUACGCGUCACCGCCCGACUUUCAGAGGCGCAAUACUUGCCUGGUGGCGCGGCUGAACGAGGUGCUGCUGCAUCAGGACAAGAUCGACCAGUUCCGCUACGUGAGCGGCCUCUUCCGCGGCGGCACCUGCGACGCCGAGGAGUACUACACGCACUGUCGCGAGGUGAUGGGCAGCCACGCCUUCGAGAACGUCUUUCCCGAGCUGCUGGUGCUGCUGCCGGACAUCGCGAAGCAGCAGGAGCUGUUUAAGGUGCACAAGCGGGAACUGGCCGGGAAAGCGAAGGGAUUGGAGGUGUGCGCGACCUGCGGCCAAGUGGCGAAGAACGGCGCGGACUUUCGCGCGCAUAUGUCCAGUCACACGCUGGAGAACCAUUUCCCGGCGCUCGGCAAGAGCAGCACCCCGCCGCUGAAGAACACCUGGGUGCGUAAAUGAGUCGAUCCAGCCCUUUCUCUCCUCCCCGUCGCGUCGAUCGUUCCUCUGCUGUUGAAACCAUUCUUGUAAAUACCUCGCUCUCUUCUUGUUUGUACCGUCGAGUAAUCCUCCCCUUCAUCGAACCGUGUCUCUCUAAUACGUAAUGCGAACGGUAUACUCAUUGCGAGAAAGUCUAUCCGGACGAACUUGCGUUAUCGCGCAAGAAGGAAAUCAGUCAAUCGUGAUCCGUGCAGAAAAAGGGUGUUUUCUAUAUCAGAUACAUGAUUGCUCCUCCUGCAUAUGCAUUAUGCUCGUCUAGAUAGGCCUUUAGGCAUCGCAACGCGAGAAAAUUCGCCAACAUAGAGCUAGCGCCGAUUAUUCGCGGUAAAGUUUUACGUUGAGUACAUCGAGGGGCGCUCGAAUGGUCUAGUGGAAAAUGACACAUUAAAAAGAUUACAUGUAUACAUAUGUAUAUAUAUAUGUAUACAUAUGUACACACAUAUAUAUAUAUAUACAUAUACAUUAGAGGAGGUCGCCUCAAAACGUAGUGGGAAUCACAAAAAAGCGAGCAAAUUCACUAGUUGUUGGCCAAUAAAAUUAUAAAUAUUCUGGUAAAUUCGUUCACUUCUGUAAUUCUCGCUACGUCUUGAGGCACGCAAUCAACCCUCACUUCCCUCUCCCCCCCCCCGAGCUUAUACAGACGGUUGUAUUAAUGAUGUAAUAAAAGGCCCAGCGACGUGAACGCUGAUACAGAUCAGAUAUUUUUUUGUAUAAAUAAACUUUAUGAGAGAGAAGAGAUAAGAUGCCGAAUAAAUACAAAGUCUGUUAAACAUUGUGUGAAGGGAGAGAAAGAGAGAGAGAACACGCGGGCGGGCGCGCGCACGCGCUAAACGAUUUCAACGACUCUUCAUUUCCGCUGUAUUUUAAGAUACCGUAUUGUACAUACAGUUCGUAAAUAGCAGCAGCGUUCCUUCCGUAAUUUAUUUGCCAUGUUUCUUGGAGUAGAGAAGUGAAAAGUAGAUUGCCGUGGUUAUUAUGAAUACCGUAACACCGUACAUUAACAGAUCGUUUGAUACAUUAUACAGUACUUGUGUAGCACUAUACUGUACUGUUUUGUACUGUAAUAAAGUUGUACAUUCAGUUAACGACAA